UUCUUUCAGGAAUGCAAUAAUAUUGCAUGUGCCUUUUUUUAUAUAAUCUCUCCAGGAUUAAUCUUCUCCAUAAGUACAGUCAGUGUGGAACAUGUUACAUUCGAGAAAACUGGGAGUGGUUGCCCAGAAUUUCCCAAAAUAUGAGGUUGAUAAGUGAAACAUCCUGCCCACAGUCCUUGCUCAGCCUCAGAAUAUGCCUCUUAUGAUAACAUAUAGCAUUUCAAUCUAUAGGACAUCAUCAAUAAACCUUCAGGAAUGCCCCACAAAACUAUGUGCACAGUGUGAGUACCUUACAAAGGAGCUGAAGUUGGCCAAGAAUGAGGAUAAGAUGUCUAUUCACCAGGAGCAAUUGGAAUGUGGUAGGGAGUGUCUAACUGCUGGCAGGAAUGCUGUGCAGGCUACAGAAACAGAGUCACAAAGCACAGAGAUAGAAGAAAAAGACCAGCAAUCAAAGAAGAUCAUUUCAAAGAUCAAUCAAGAUACACAAGAAAAUGCAAGAAUAUGGAAAGAGUCAAAGGAUUCAGUUGAAGGAUUACAACAGCAAAGUGCAGAUCUGACAAAAAACCACAAUAACAUAAACCUGCAAUUUGAAAAGUUAUUGGAGGAAAUAGAAGGUUUUGUGAAGCUCAGUCUAAAGCUGGAGAAUGAAAGAAAUCAAACAGUUUGCAAACUAAAAAUGCAGACAACAGAAGUAAAGAACCUUGAGAUGUCAAGUGAAUACAACAGAAAAUUACUGCUACAUCUUCUGAGAAAGAACAUUUAUCUCAGGCAUGACAACCAGUUAAAGGUCAACCAGCUCACAGUAUUGAUCAUUGAACUACACCAUCUGAGGAAAACUUAUCAGGCACUCUCUCAAAAUGUGGACUAUCCUGAGGACAAUUCAUCAGCUGAUUGGAUAAACAGGCUACGAAUAAUUAAGAACACAGUUGAAAAGUUUAAAACUCAGCAGAUGAAGCUGAAGCUGUUGGAAGAGGAGAACAAGCUGUUAGCACAAAAAUCAGGCUGUGAAUCAUUGCAAAACAUGGAAGCUAAAGUACUCGCAUUACAGAAGGACAUUUUAAAGUUGACAGAUUUGGAUGCACAGACAAGACUGCAGCAGGAUCACCACAAAAUCCUUUUGACAGAUAAGGCAGUCUUGGGUUUACAUUCAGAAACAAUGGGAAGACUUGCAGGUUGUAAGAAACAGGCAAUGUUACGGGAAAAGGGAGAACAAGCAGAAGCUGAAGUGAAGCUGAAAAGUCUUUACCCGUUUUCUGUGCAGAAAAUGGCUACUGAAGAUGUGUAAUAAACUAUCUCUCAAAUGCUACCUUUGCCAAUACUGUACUUUAAUUGCUAUCUCAUUGAAUUAUGCAAAGUUCAUAUAUUUUUCAAACUCCACAUCAUAUUGUGAACAUUAAGGAGGAAUUGGUUAAUAUGCUGCCAUUUCUCUUUAGAUGGUUGAUCCAGCAAAAAAAAAUCACAUUCUGCUGACUGUAAUGGAUUUGCAUGAAAUCAGUUAAAGUUUCUUAAUUAGUGGGUAAAAAACACAACACAAAACCAAAGGAACUCUGUUCACAUUGAAUAAUCAUAGGCAAGGCUGUAGAAAUGUGAUAGGGGGCAAAUAGUGAUCAGUGACGAUCAGUGACCCAGGAAUACGUCCCCGCUACCCACUACCCUCCUCCCCCAUGACCUGCUGUACAUUCAGAAUGGGGAAUGUGUGGUAGGUACGAGUGUUGCCCAGGAUCAGUGAGGAACCCCACUCUUGUAAGGUAGACUUCAAGACCUGUUGUUGGGAUCAAGUAGAGAGCAUUUAUAACUGUCCUGGAAUAUCUGAUGCUAAUUGCAUUUAUCUUGAUUAUUGAAUAAUCGGACCAAAAUAGAAUCAUCAUUCCUAAGGACCAUAACCCCACUACCAAAUGUCAACUGUUGUUUCCAAGACUGUCACCGGUGACCUCAUCUCCUCCAGAGAUCUUCCUCCAUGGCUUCCAACCUCACGGUCCCUCAACACCAAACAGCUGACCUCUACCUCCUUCCCAACAUCUGUGACUCUAUGACUCUGUAACAUCCACAAAACUGGACAGCCCUGGUAAGCUUCUUGUUUCAGUCUGUUCUUGCUCCAUGGAAUUGAUUUGUUCCUAUCUCAACUCUAAUUUAUUUCUCUUUGUCCACUAUCUGCCUCUCUAAAUUUGUGACUUCUCUGACACCCUCUUUUACAUUAAGUUUUCAGUUCCUGGCCCAAUCAUUUAAUGCUUGUCAUGGAGAUCUAAUGCUGCUACUGCUCCAUACUGGAGCCAGGUGGCUGAGGGUUGUCGCUUCUUCCUAGUAUGGAGAACCAAGCAGGCCUCAACAUCCAAGCCUACGCACCACCCCCAACUCACACCCCCAACCCCUGCUCCUCCAACCUUCCCAGGCUAAACUUGGUUCCCAUCAGACAACUCCCCUGACUCUAUUUGCUUCAAAAUUACAUGUGUAGCCCUAGGAACCACACCUAAAUAUGCCUGCAACUUCAUGGCAUUUGUAGAACAAUCAUUGUUGUGGUCCUACUCAGUCGAAGAUGGGAGAUAAGCAGCACGGUUGUGGGGUUGGAGAGACUACAGAGAUAUCAAUAGGCCGUGCCAUGGAGACAUUUGAUGAAAAGUUUACAAUUUUAAAACGUGGGACCCGUUGUAGGUCAGUGGGGGGCAAGUAUACUGGGAGAAUGGGACAUCGCAUGAGUUCAGACACAAGCAUUAGAGUUUUGGAUGACAUCGGGUUUAUGGAGAAUGGGAGCGGCCAGUGAAGAAUAAUUGGAAUUGUCAAGUCUAAUGGUUAAAAAAAGGCAAUGAUAAGAUUUUCAACAGCAGGGGCAGAGUUGGGCAGUGUUAUGGAGAUGGAAAUAGAUCAUCAUUGUGAGGGUGCAGAUAUAUUUUUGGAAAUUUACCUCAGGAUCAAAAAUGUCACCCAGGUUCCGAUCAGUCUGGUGUACCUUGAUACAGUGAAUUAGUGAAUUGUCAAAAAGUAUUUCCAAUGGAUUGUAAGUGAAUAAUAAGGGAUUAUCAAUUUUACAUUGUCACAAGAGGAGAGGGAGAAUAAAAUAAGCUUAUUUACAGAGAGAAAAAAAAAUUGAAUGGAAUGUUUAAUCAAAAGUAAUGGUUCAGGCAGACUCCAUUUGGCAACUUUGAAUAGAAAAUCGGUUGGAUGUUUGAUUACGGAAAGGGAAUGCUUUUGGAUUGCUGUAGUAAAGGGCCAUUACAGACAUAAUGGAUAAAGUGGUUAACAAUUUGUUGUGAUUCACGGGUAAGGCAGUCUUGGGUCUGAGUUCUAAAGAAAUAGUAAGACUCCCAGCCUGGGGGAAAAUGGACAACAUUACAGAAAAAUAUGGGAACAAACACUGCAAAAGCUGCUAUGAAAUUAAAAAGGUUUUAUCAAUUUACCGUUGUCAAAAUGAUGAUUGGAGUCAUACAGUUGUCAAUAAGAUGCAACAUUUGCCAAUACUGCUACAGCAGCAUGAUGGUUCAGAGGUUAGCACUGCUGCCUCACAGUGCCAGGGAUGUAGGUUUGAUUCUAGUCUUGGGUGACUGCCUAUGUGGAGUUUGCAUGUUCUCCCCAUGU
This is a messenger RNA of Rhincodon typus (whale shark), 3570 nucleotides long. RefSeq names its product girdin-like. The record is from RefSeq and is a predicted model, not a curated record. Lineage: Eukaryota; Metazoa; Chordata; Chondrichthyes; Orectolobiformes; Rhincodontidae. Bases 194 to 1285 code for a protein of 363 amino acids. The transcript has 9 exons.